GAGGCACACAGGGAAACUAAGAGAAUCCGUCACAACAAAUCUUCUCCAACAAUCAAGGAAGUGGAAAUACCGAGUGCAUUUUACCCCACACAUGGCCGUGUAGUUUUUAACAAACAGAAGUUCUGCAACAGCCAACAAAGUUCUGGGCGCGGAGGCAGACGGGGUCCUCGCUCUAAAGGAUGGACCACUUCAUAAGGAGCAGGUCGCGCAGAAGAAUACCGCUAUUUAUUUUUAUCCUACUUCACCUAACAACGGCUCAAACUGCUGAUCCUGUUGAUGUUUUGCGAGUUCUCGGGCUGUCAGAGAACAUGGAGGGGGUUUCCUUGGAGGCUGGUUUCUGCACUAGCAGGAGGGGCACGGAGGAGGCGGACCUGGCUUACAAGAUCAAAAAGAUCCAGCUCAGCACUCCCACUAAACAGCUAUUCCAUGAUUCCACUUUUCCUGAGAAUUUCUCCCUGAUGGCUACCGUAAGAGCUAAAAAGGGCUCCCAGUUCUUCCUUUUUUCAGUGUAUGAUGACCAGGGGGUGCAGCAGGUGGGGCUCGAGGUGGGUCGGUCCCCUGUCUUUGUGUACGAAGACCAGCAUGGGCAGCCCACUCCACAACAGUAUCCUAUUUUCAGGAAGAUCAACACAGCAGAUGGAAAAUGGCACAGGAUAGCCUACAGCAUUCUUGACAAGACUGUGACCCUUUACUUGGACUGCCAGAAGGUGGAAACUCUGGAUCUGCAACGGGGGGACGAUGCUGUGGUCAGCACUGAGGGAGUUAUUGUUUUUGGAACACGGCUGCUGGAUGAAGAAGUUUUCGAGGGAGAUAUUCAGCAGCUGAUGGUUGUGGAUGACCCCCAGGCUGCUGGCAACUAUUGUGUGAACUUCAUACCAGAUUGUGACUUGGCUUUGCCAUACACCAGUCAAACUCUGGACCAGCAGGAGAACUCUCAUCUUGAGUUAAUGCAAAGUGGCCAACCAACUGAACCAAGUAAGCUCUCUAAGAAGGACAGAAGAGGCAAAAAAAACAAAAAGAAGAGGCACAAAAGCUCUAAAGGAAAACGCAAAGGCAAAGGGAAGGGCAAGAAGGGGUCCAGAAAGAAGAAGCAUGAAGAGAAGGGUCCAGAGGAAGACUUUCUCAGAGUAACUACAACACCUGCUGAGUUUCAGCCACAGGAACCUUUCCAGCCCACAGAACUACCACAAACUGAGGGCGACUUUGAAACUCUUCUCCCCACUGACCAAACCACCACGGUGAUGCCAACGCAUAAACCUGACUUCAUCCCUGAGGGCCCCACCGUGGUGCCGCCUAGUUCACUGCCUAUAUCAAAGCUUAUCAAGGAGCAGGAAAUCACAGCAGUGAACUCACCUCUGGUGGUGGAGUAUGAAGACGACAUUUAUGGAAAUUUACAUGAAGACCUCUCAGUUUCUACAGUAACUGUGGUUCCGAAUAUUACUGAUUACGAGCAUAUUCUUGAAUACGAAGAUUUUUUGAACGACACACAGUAUGAAGAAUAUGAAAUAUAUGAAGAUGACUUUGACUUUGCAGAGCGGGAAAGAGCUGAGACACUGGAUGUUGAGGCUAUACUCAGAGCAGAGAAAGGCCAGAAAGGAGAACCAGCUAUUAUUGAACCGGGUUUCUUAGUGGAAGGACCCCCAGGUCCACCAGGCCCAGAGGGACUUCCUGGGCCAGCUGGACCAACAGGCCCUCCAGGACCCAGGGGAGAUCCAGGUGAUCUGGGUCCCCAGGGACGCCCUGGUCUUGCUGGGGUUGAUGGGAUCCCGGGUCCUCCAGGAACCCUGCUAAUGCUGCCAUUCCACUUUGGAGGUGAUUCACAGAAGGGGCCAGUAGUGUCUCCCCAAGAGGCACAGGCACAAGCUAUCCUGCAACAAACCAAGCUGUCACUCAAGGGGCCUCCAGGUCCACUGGGUCUUACAGGGAGACCAGGCCCAGUGGGUCUUCCAGGUCCACCUGGGCUCAAAGGAGACCAUGGAGACAACGGCCCCACUGGACCCCGUGGGUUGCCAGGACCUCCUGGAAUUAAUGGAAAGUCAGGCAAGAGGGGACGUGCAGGUGUGGAUGGAGGCCGUGGAGCUCCUGGUGAAACAGGUGCAAAGGGUGACAGGGGUUUUGAAGGCCUGCCAGGGCUCCCAGGAAACAAGGGACACAUAGGAGACAGAGGAAGGCCUGGUCCUUAUGGGCCUGUUGGAGAGUCAGGAGAGAAGGGAUCUGAUGGACCUGUGGGACCAAGAGGUCAACCAGGUGAACCAGGUCCUCGUGGUCUUGUUGGGUCAAGGGGGCCACCUGGGCAACCUGGCCAAAUGGGAAUUAGUGGAAUUGAUGGAGUCCAAGGAUCAAAAGGCAACCUGGGUCCAUCUGGAGAAAUAGGACCCCCAGGUCAACAAGGAAAUCCAGGAGUUCAGGGGUUUCCUGGCCCUCAGGGUCCUAUUGGAUUGCCAGGAGAAAAGGGUCCCCAGGGUAAAGAGGGCAUACGGGGCCUACCAGGCGUUGAUGGUCCUCCUGGUCACCCGGGAAGAGAAGGACCCCCAGGAGAAAAAGGCCUCCAAGGUUUACCUGGCUCCCAGGGACCUGUUGGAUACCCAGGCAGCCGUGGAGUUAAGGGAGCAGAUGGGGUUAGAGGUCUAAAGGGGAGCAAGGGAGAAAAAGGAGAAGAUGGCUUUCCAGGAGCAAAGGGUGACAUGGGUAUUAAAGGAGACAGGGGGGAUAGUGGUGCUCUUGGUCCUCGUGGAGAAGAUGGACCUGAAGGACCUAAAGGUCAGUCUGGACUUGUGGGAGAUGUGGGAACCCCUGGCGUAGCAGGGGAGAAGGGUAAACUCGGGGUGCCUGGUCUGCCAGGUUACCCCGGACGACAAGGUCCUAAGGGAUCACUUGGCUUCCCUGGUGUGACCGGAUCCCUCGGAGAAAAAGGAAGAAGGGGUCCUGCCGGUCAGCCGGGUUCUGGGGGUCAAAGAGGUCCUAACGGAUCCCGGGGGGGAAGAGGAGCAAAGGGGCCAACUGGAAAGCCUGGAGAAAAGGGAUCUGCUGGACAAGAUGGUCCUCCAGGAUCUCCCGGAGAACAGGGUCCUCAAGGGCCACAGGGUCAAAACGGAGAAACAGGACCUAAAGGACCCAAUGGUCUACCAGGAAAGGACGGAUUACCAGGUCAUCCAGGUCAGAGAGGAGAAGCAGGCUUCCAAGGCAAGACUGGACCUCCUGGGCCCCCAGGGGUCGUUGGGCCACAGGGGAAGUCUGGUGAGACAGGGCCAGCUGGAGAUAGAGGCCAUCCAGGUUCACCAGGACCACCAGGUGAGCAUGGUUUACCAGGAACUGCUGGAAAGGAGGGGGCCAAGGGAGAUCCGGGUCCAGCGGGAAUCCCAGGAAAGAGUGGCCCUCCUGGACUGAAAGGCUUCAGAGGAAGCAGAGGGACCCCUGGUGCAAUGGGCUCUGCUGGUCUCAAAGGUGGAGAAGGUCUACCUGGUGUUGCAGGGCUUACUGGUGCUGCUGGAGAGAGGGGUCCCGCUGGGCCUGCUGGAGCAAUUGGCCCGCCAGGACGAGCAGGCGGUGUGGGCCCUGCUGGGCCGAGUGGAGAGAAAGGCAUGCCAGGAGAGAAGGGAACCAUUGGGCCCGCUGGGCGCGAUGGGGAGUCGGGACCUGCAGGGUUGCCAGGGGUUGCAGGACCUCCUGGACCUCCAGGGGAGGACGGAGAUAAGGGUGAGACUGGUGGACCAGGCCAAAAGGGCAGCAAAGGAGACAAAGGAGAAUCUGGACCUCCGGGACCUGUUGGGAUUCAAGGACCUGUGGGCCAACCAGGACCAUCUGGGACAGAUGGUGAGCCAGGCCCUCGAGGUCAAAUGGGCCUGAAUGGACCUAAAGGGGAUGAAGGAUCUAGGGGCUUUAAGGGACCACCUGGCCCCUUUGGAUUACAGGGAAUGCCAGGACCGUCAGGGGAGAAAGGAGAGAGUGGGAAUGUUGGUUCAAUGGGGCCUCCAGGACAGCAUGGCCCAAGAGGCCCUCAGGGGCCCUCUGGAGCUGAGGGCCCACCUGGUUUGCCUGGAGGAGUCGGUCAACCAGGUCUUGUUGGAGAGAAGGGUGAGGAUGGGGAAGCAGGCGACCCGGGGUUGGUUGGGGAGCCGGGCCCUCCAGGCGUUAAAGGAAAUGCUGGCGAGAAGGGAGAUGCUGGUCCUUCCGGUGCAGCGGGGCCUCCGGGACCCAGAGGAACACCUGGAGAAGAUGGACCUAAAGGCAACCUGGGUCCUCUUGGAUUUCCUGGAGAUUCUGGCCCAUCAGGUGAACCAGGAGUCAAUGGGGUUGAUGGUUCACCUGGACCUAAAGGGGACAAUGGGGAAAUUGGAAAAACAGGACCGCCAGGAGCCUCUGGAGAGCCUGGCCCUCCUGGGCCACCUGGUCGGAGGGGUCAUGUUGGUGCAGCAGGAAAAGAGGGAAAACAAGGCAUGAAAGGAGACAAAGGAGCCACAGGAACUCUGGGUCCAGUUGGAAAGACAGGGCCAGUGGGACCCCAAGGCCAUCCAGGAAGGCCCGGUCCAGAAGGCCUUCGAGGCAUUCCAGGUCCUGCGGGCGAACAAGGUUUAAAUGGACCACCAGGACAGACUGGACCACCCGGACCAAUAGGUCCGCCAGGAUUACCGGGAUUAAAAGGAGACCCCGGAAGAAAAGGAGAGAAAGGCCAUGGAGGAUUGAUUGGUUUAAUCGGCCCUCCUGGAGAGGCUGGUGAGAAAGGUGACAGGGGCCUUCCAGGAAGUCAAGGUUUGCAAGGGUCCAAAGGAGAUGGGGGCGUGGUCGGCUCAUCUGGUCCAAUUGGCCCCCCGGGUUUACCCGGACUGUCUGGUGCAGCUGGUGAGAAGGGAUCUAAGGGGGAGAUGGGCUUUGUUGGUCCCAGAGGAGAUCGAGGGCCUGCUGGUCCUCCAGGACCCCCAGGACCCCCUGCAACAUUUGUUCAACCACUGCCAAUUCACGAAGGGAGAAGGAAAAGACGAAGGCACUCAGAUGAGGCAGGAGGAGCACCCCCGUUGACAGGGGAGGAUGUCCGUUUCAACACGGAGGAAUUCUUCCAGGGAGAUCAGCCUCUGGAAGAUGUAGAGGGAAUGGAAGAGGUCUUUGCUACCCUCUCUUCCAUGAAGAAUGAUGUGGAACUCAUGAGAAAACCUCUGGGGACAUUUGAAAGCCCUGCCAGGACCUGCAAAGAGCUCAUGAUGGUUCAAUCGAACUACAAAGACGGGGAGUACUGGAUAGAUCCUAAUCAGGGCUGUCACCGGGACUCUAUUAAGGUCUUCUGUAACUUUACAGCCUUUGGAGAGACCUGCCUCCACCCCGACAAAAAGAUUGCUAUGGUUAAAUUAUCCUCAUGGAACAAGGAGAAACCAGGAAGUUGGUUUAGCCAAUACAGGAGAGGAAAACAGUUUUCCUACAUUGACAACGAUGGGAACCCCGUGCAUGUAGUUCAGCUGACCUUCCUUAAGCUGCUAAGUGCCACAGCCAGGCAGAGCUUCACCUAUACCUGUCAGAAUUCAGCUGGCUGGUUUGACAGCGCCUCCCGCUCCUACCAGCAUGCUCUCCGCUUCCGGGGAAGCAACGGCGAGGAGCUGACACAAGCCAAGAGCCCCUUCAUUGCAACAGUGCACGAUGGAUGCCAGUCUCGCAAAGGCCAGGAAAGGACUAUUUUAGAGAUUGUCUCCCCCUCAGCAGAGCUGCUCCCCGUUAUAGAUGUUGCUCCAGCAGACUUUGGCAGCAACAGCCAGAAGUUUGGAUUCCAAGUUGGACAAGUCUGCUUCAACGGCUAAACCCAUCGACAGCCACAAACACAGAAGACCUUCACAGUAUGAGUUAAAAAAAAAAAAAAACUGGGCUGGCCACACAGCGUCAAGUUUUUCAUUGUGGGAUUCUGGUAUAUUAUUUAAGACUCGUCAGCAUUUUUUGUAAUAUUUUUGUGAAUUUCUAACAAUAAGAAAAAUAGCAAGAAAAAAAAUAUGCAGCAGUGAGGACAAAAGGGAAUUAUAGCAUUUAAAAAUAUUUAAUAUCUUUUCUUGUGGGCUAUAAAUGACUCUCUGGAUUUAGAAGGGUUACUCUGCUGCACAAAACAGAAGCAGUAGCAGUCAUAAACAACAAAGAUGUGUGCAGUAAAGGUCUAUAUUUUUUACAGCAGCAUAGGACAGUUAGUUUGGAUGUUUCAGAUAAAUGAUCUACCCGCCUGCUAGCUUCCUGCAAAAUCCAAGACUGAUUAAAUCUGAAUUGCAAUACUCAUCUGCAUGUUUGCAUUUCUCAAUAAUGACAAUUGCAAAGCAGUUGUGAAACAGCAGAGCAUAUUAAUUCCACACCAGCAUGUAAUUACAUUUCUAUUUGCAGAGAUGAUAAAUUGUCCUUUUUACCCUUUAACUGCAGUUUGCUCAGUGAAUUACCAUGUUGUGUAUUCAUUAGGUGCAGUGAGCUAUUGAACCCAACACUUACUUGACCGAAUAAGGCUGUUUUCCUUUAUGAAAUGCUUCCCUCCAUAGCCUUCCUAAUAGGGGUUUUGAGUCUGUCGUGUUUCUGCCGACCAGAGUUUUGUUUGUAUCAGAGCAACAUUCACUUAGCAGAGAUAAAUAAUCACUUAGGAUGAAAAUACAUUAACAGACAAACUAAAAGUAUGUUGCUUGUAAUGUUCUCUAGUCUAAACUGGAAAGCUAUACACCAAGAAACAUUUCAUACAUCUUUUGCUGACAUAACCUGUUUGCCAUUGCCUAACUCAGUUUUUUUUUCUUUCUUUUCCUUGUUCACAUGCUGAAUUUUGGACAGACAUCAUAGUUAUUCAGGCACAAUUUGCUCUUCUGUGGUGCUACAGAUAAUUCUGUUAUUUUUGUGUAAUGAUGUUUGUGCGCCUCUGUGGGCAUGAUUAUAGGACUGGAGAAUGAGAGGUUAUUGUUCCUUCAGCAGCACAAGACACUCAAACAGGGCUGGGACUACGGAUUUCCGUUUUAUUUGCACAUCUUCUGGCUGAUUGUGUCAUUUUCACAUAGCCAACGAAAAGAUACUGAAGAGUUCGGAGCAACAUGGUCGAUUGCUCUUAAGGGGAAAAUCCACUCGUAAGGCAAUUUUUGAUAUUCCAGGGAUUUUCAGAGCAAAACCUAGUAUCUUUAAACAACAAUCUCUUUAAACUAAAACUUAGAGAGUAUAAAAACAUGAUCUGAUUUGGAAACUAUCACAUUUUAAUUGUCACUGUAAAGAUAAUGGACAAUGGCUCUCAAAGAUUUGACAUUUGUCUUGAAAUACCAAGUUUUUUGAUGUCAGAAAUGAGACUGUUAUAAAUGAACUACUUUCUUCUAUUGUAACAUUUAUCCUGUACUAUGAAUUUUAAAAACAAUCAAAUCCAUUUGAAGGGGAAAAUAUAAAGUGCACCUGGUUGUAUAAGCGAUGGAAAAGCUGUUUGCACUGUUGCCUUGCAGCAGAAAAACUGCUGGCCUUUCUGAACGGAGUUUGCAUAUUCUUGUAAUGCGUGUGUGGGUUCCCUCCAUGCACUCUGGCUUCCUGCCAUAGGCCCAAAAUAUGCAGGUGUAGGUAAGGAAAGGGAAAACAUCACUUGUAUACAGCACUCUUUAGGUCACCCCACAUAUUUAUGCUAAAAAAUUUCUAUAGACUCUGGUGAGAACACCCCCAGCUUCAUUUUCUCCAUAUGACGGUCAUUCUUUUCUUUAUCAUUUGGAUAUAUGCUGAGGUGCAUAUUAAUGCAGAUGGAAGCACAGUUACAUGGCAGCAAGAAUGUCCUGGGUUUGAAGCCUGGGGUUUUUCUGCUUGGAGUUUGCAUAGUCUAAACUGGAAGCAUGGAUUCUCCAGCUUCCUCUCACACCAACUCCCCACCACUCUGUAAGGGGUUACAGACAAUGGAUGUAACCCAUUGUCUGCUACAAUGGACAAUUGUAACGGACAAUGGGCUACAAUUGUCCGUUACAAUUCAUCAUCCUAAUAGCAUAAUUGCCUAAGUCCUAUUUUUUAAAAUGGGACAAAGGCAAUUGUGUUAUUAAGCUGACAGAUUGUAACCCACUUGGCAUCACAGCGAGUGACGCCAGUGAAUUUUUGGCAUCAUUCGCUGUGAUGCCAAUAAAUGACAUAUCCCUUCUUUCUCAACUAUCUAGCAAAAACCAACCACUCUAGCAAAAUACUCAGAUUUAUCUAAAGACAACAAGUUAUCAUACUUUCUAUCAGAUUGUUUUCAUCAAAUCAUAAUUUUGCUUUCAUUCGUUUCAAAGAAAAGACUGUCUUCAAUCAUAUUUAUCUGGAGGAGUAAGAAAUUUUGUUUCUUCUAAAACACAACCCAUAUUUUCUCAUUUUUUUAACUUCCGUCACUGUGCAAUAUUAUAGUUAAUGCAUUUUUUUACAUGCUUCUCCUUAUUGAUACCAUUUACAAUAACAUCAUUUUGAUCCUUUGAAACUUGUUUACAAACUAUAGUUUUAACUUAAGGAUUAAAAUAUGGUAAUCAAAUGCAAACAAAAUCUUUUCCAAACAUUUUAUCUGUUUCUCAUUUUUGUCAGACUCGCUGUAAUUGAUAACAGGUGUUAACUCACGAAGACUGACUCCUGAAAUUGAAUCAAAUGCUCAGUUGAGUAUUCGCUUAAUAGUGUGGAAUAAGGUUAGCACAGCUUUUCCAUUUUACAUUCUUUCUUAUAUUUUUCCCCUUUGUAAUUGUACAGGAUACAUGUUACAGCAUAUGUGGAAAAAAUUAAAUGGUUGAUCAAAGUCUCAUUUUUUACAUCUUCAAACUCUAGUAUAUUUGCAUCUUAAGAGCCACUGUGAUUCAAAGACUCUGUUUCUACAUUCUGGAUUAAAUAUUGUUCUUUGGAUUGGCAAACGGAGCAGUGAGAUAAUGUAGAAAUGACAUACAGUAUGCCUGUAACUUACAUUUUUAUAGCCAAUUUUAUCUCAAGCAAGUGAAAUUUCUCAGUUCUUAACUACCUCCUCUGACUCAAACAGUAGAGUGCUUAAACAGCAUGUGUAACUAUACUAUUCCAUCCUGCUGUUAUGUUUGUUUGAUGGUGUUUGUGCAGUACAGUUGUUUUCCCCCUCCUCUCCUUGUCAAGCACUGCCCCUCUUGUGUAUAGUGUUCAUUGUAUUAAAUUUAUAAACUGUACAGUUCUUCCUUGGACUUUCUAACCAACAGCCUGUUGCCUGCAAUAAAGUGUAUUUUUCAAACGUU
Messenger RNA from Xiphophorus maculatus (southern platyfish), 9167 nucleotides. RefSeq names its product collagen alpha-1(XI) chain (gene col5a3a). Lineage: Eukaryota; Metazoa; Chordata; Actinopteri; Cyprinodontiformes; Poeciliidae. Gene Ontology annotation, molecular function: extracellular matrix structural constituent. Bases 180 to 5783 code for a protein of 1867 amino acids. The transcript is spliced from 67 exons. The record is from RefSeq and is a predicted model, not a curated record.